Messenger RNA from Pecten maximus, 10040 nucleotides. RefSeq names its product tyrosine-protein phosphatase non-receptor type 11-like. NCBI's taxonomy places the organism in Eukaryota, Metazoa, Mollusca, Bivalvia, Pectinida, Pectinidae. The record is from RefSeq and is a predicted model, not a curated record. Gene Ontology annotation, biological process: protein dephosphorylation. The coding region runs from base 398 to 2335 and encodes 645 amino acids. The transcript is spliced from 16 exons. Gene Ontology annotation, molecular function: protein tyrosine phosphatase activity.
UUACUAAAAUCAUUUGAGCUGAUUUCCCUUGGAACUGAAACAAUCUAAAAACUUCCUGGUGGCUUUUUCAGAAUAUCAGAGAAUACCAAGGUAGCUAAUAAUAUAGAUAUACACAACAAAAGAAGUUGUUACUUGGAUCUACUAUGGUUUGAGGAAGACUUUUAAAUGUAUUGAAUGGACAGAGAGAUUUCAGAAUUGAAGGACUCACAAAUGACUUGCCCGGAAAAAGGAAAAUGUUAGUGUAUAUAUUCCUGGGGUAUAUAUAUUCGAGAAACUGUGACAAACUUUUAUGACAUGAAUACAUUAUCAUCGGCCUGCUGUAUAUGUACAUGUACUAAUAUGUAUAGUUGACGGCCAGCACCCUAAAUCGGACAGUAUAUUGUGGAUUUAUUUAAACAUGGCUAAUACCUCGAAAGCUAAUGGAUCUACCACUGGGCCUUCAGCGCCAAAUAAACCGAAACCUACAACUCAUGGCCCCAAAGUUCCGACCGCUAGGGAGAAAAUAAUUCCCGUACCAAAGAAAGGAUCGGUGGAGGAGGAUAAACUUCCGUACCAAAAUAGAUGGUUUCAUCCACACAUCACAGGACUGAAGGCUGAGGAGCUCUUGAAGGAUCGAGGAUACGAUGGCAGCUUUCUGGCCCGCCACAGUGGUAGUACGACAGGCGACUUCACCUUGUCUGUCAGACGUAAUAAAGAAGUGACACACAUAAAAAUCCAGAACAAUGGAGAAUUCUAUGACCUUUACGGAGGUGAGAAGUUUGCCACCUUGGCCGAAUUGGUGCAGUAUUACAUGGAAAACCAAGGUCAACUCAAAGAACGCAAUGGAGUCGUCAUAGAACUCAAGUAUCCCCUGAACUCGGAGGACCCGACUACUGAAAGAUGGUUCCACGGUCACCUCUCUGGGAAGGAAGCCGAGAAGGUCCUACUGGAGAAGGGGAAGAACAACAGCUACCUUGUUAGAGAGAGUCAGAGUAAACCUGGCGACUUUGUCCUCUCUGUACGGUGUGAUGAACGUAUAACACACGUCAUGAUUUGCUUCCAUGAAGAGGAUACGACGUAUGAUGUUGGCGGUGGGGAGAAAUUCCGAAGCUUGUCAGACUUGGUGGAACAUUACAGAAAAAAUCCAAUGGUGGAAAAAUCAGGCACAGUUGUAUACCUAAAACUGCCGUUCAAUGCCACAAGGAUCCCAGCUUCUGGACUAGAAAACCGAGUGAAACAACUGGAGAAGGAAAAACAAGCAAAGGACCAACCCUCAGUUGGAAACGCAAAAGGUGGCUUCUGGGACGAGUUUGAGCAACUACAACAAAUGGAAGUGCGACAUUUGUACAGCAGGAAGGAAGGUCAGAGACCGGAGAACAAGUCGCGUAAUCGAUACAAAAAUAUCCUGCCAUUUGACCACACUCGAGUGGUGCUGCGGGACGGUGACCCCAAUAUGGUAGGAUCGGACUAUAUCAACGCCAACCAUAUCACGACCGAAGAUGACAGUAUGGAGCCAAAGAAAUGUUACAUUGCCACCCAGGGAUGUAUGCCAACCACUGUGGGGGAUUUCUGGAGGAUGACAUGGCAAGAAAACUCUCGUGUAAUUGUCAUGACAACAAAGGAGGUGGAACGAGGAAAGGUGAAGGCCUGUCGUUACUGGCCCGGCCCUGAAGACCCGGACGAGAUCUUGGAGCGUUCGUUUGAUACAUACCAAGGAAAAAUUACAGUUAAAAGUAUAAGUCAAAAAACAGAAAGUGACUUUAUAAUUCGAGAAUUUCAAGUGUCCAAAGAAAAGGCGACAGAAGGACCAAGAAGCAUCUUCCAGUUCCAUUUCCUUACCUGGCCCGAUUACGGUGUUCCGUCUGAUCCAGGCAGCGUCCUCAACUUCCUAAACAUUGUAAACGCGAAACAAGAAUCUAUACCCAAGGCUGGCCCUAUCAUUGUCCAUUGCAGUGCGGGGAUAGGAAGAACAGGAACGUUUAUUGUGGUUGACAUAAUCAUCAAUCAAAUCAAAACAUUUGGCCUGGAGUGUGAAAUAGAUAUCCAGAAGACGAUACAGAUGGUGAGGUCACAGAGGUCAGGUAUGGUACAGACAGAGGCCCAGUACAAGUUUGUCUAUAUGGCUGUACUGCAUUACCUGGAGACGGAGAAACAACGCAAACGAGCUGAAGAACAAAGUGUUGGCCGAGAGUAUACCAACAUCAAAUACACAGAGGGCACAAGAGUACAGUCCCGCCCACAACAAGCUCCUCAGCAGCCCCUGCGCAAGAAGGAACUUCCCAAGCUACCAGAAGAAUCCAACCAGAUCUACCAGAAUGUUCCAAAGAAUUUGUCCUCCAGCAGCAACAAAAGAUGAUGAGCAAUUUCCUGGCCUCCAACCUUGGAUGGAUGUCCCUGUGAUUUUGCCACUGACUUGCAUAGGCUCCUGAUUCUUGUGUCCAGCAUCAGGACCAGCUGUUGAAAAAUAUCGGCUUUUUGACUUACAUAAUUUUGUAUUUAUCAAACAUUCUGAUUGGCUUUUGAUCAUGUACUUUAUUAUGUAUCAGACAUUCUGAUUGGCCAUUAUGAGGAAGCAUCAUAUACAACAUGUAUUCUCAUUGAUUGAGAGAUCUUCGGAUGGAAAUUUUUUUAGUGAAGUGCAAAUACAUGUUACCAUGGUUACAUAAUAUUUUUAAUGUUAAUUUAAACUUUGUUAUGUCUUUAUUGUAAUUACUGUGAUUGUAUCACAAAUGAUGAUGAAUUUUGCUGACAUUUUAUAUAAUAUUUACCCGUAUGUAUGAAUCAUGGACAAGUAUCAUCCGGUACUUUUCCAAGAUAACGCUUUUGAAAAUCUCUUAAUUACUUAUUUGAUAAAAUAUACAAAAUGUAAAUUUCAGAUGAUUUGUACGAAUUUUUGAAACCCAUUUAUAUCUUAGAAGAAAAGUUUGCCAGAUUGCCUGCCAAAAACUUUAUUUCAUUGUUUCCUGUAACAUACAUUGAAAAAAGUGAAAUAAUGUAAAAUGUUUUUCAGUGUUUAAUUCUGUUCACUUGAACAGAGCUUACUUGAGAAUCUGUUAUUUAGGAUAGGCAUAAAAGAUAAAAGUUGCUGGAGAAACGGGAAACCAUUUUUUUCUAGUUGCAGAAACAGGAUUUUUUUCCAUGCUCCAACUGGUUUCAACAAGUUCAAAUAUUGUGGUUAAUUUCAUGUUCUUGGAUGUAUACAAUGGAUUUUAGACUAGGGUUUAUAAUUGUAUAACCAAUCUAUAAGAUACAUUGGACAAACUGAAAAGAUUAAAACUGGCAGAAAAAAAAGGAUAUCUGCAAUUUCUAGUAUGUAUAUAUGAUUGAAUUUGUUUUCUGCUCUUUUAAAAAUGAUAAUAAAUAGAAAACAAAAUCUUGUAUAAACAUCAUUGACCAGAUAUAUGUUUAUGUAGAGAUGAGAGGACUUAAAGGCUCUGCUUAAUGUCCAAUCGUUUUAUCAUAAAAGUUUUUGUCAAAAAAAAUUUUUGAAAUAGAAAUUGAACAUAUGCAUAAUUAAUAGAAAAUAUUUCUUAACGUCCAUUUUUCUUCAAAAUUGAUUACAAUUGCUAAGAUUUACAUGUAAGGUGCUUUUUGAAUGCAACAGGUUUUUUAUUUGACACUUGAACAUAUUUUAGAGGUUUAAAUUUUGCCCCAAACCGUUACAGCACUUUUAUAACAAAUAGGCUAAUAUACGGUCUCAAACUCUGUGACUGGUUGACCAAUUAAUACUGUUACUAUUUUCUAUUUUUUUUCAGGCUAUGAAUACAGACUGAAAACUUUAAAAAGACAAAACAUAUUUGUGCAAUAGAGUCGAUAAAAAUUUGAAAUUUUUCCGAAUGAGUAUAAAGAGUCCCUGGUAACACUACUGUCAAAUUGCCCAUUACAAACCCAUUAAAAAGCCAUUACAUAUGUUGGGAUUACUUUUGUACACCUUUAAUGGCCCCUAAAGUAAUGGCCAAACCCAUUACAAACCCAUUAAAGUUUUCACUAAGUAAUUGCCAUUACAAUGUAAUAGGGCCAUCAAUAACUAGUUUUCAAUGUAAUGGGCAUUAAACCUUAUGGUGUAAUGGGCAUUAAACGUUUUGGUGUAAUGUAAUGGCCAUUAGGUUUGGAGCAAAACCAUUUUUGUAAUGCCCAUUGACAGUGUCAUUACUUUCUGAAGUGUACUCUGUAAUGGCCAUUACAUUUCGUCAGAAAAGGUGUAAUGGCCAUUAAAGGUGUACAAAACUAAUAGACCCAUUACAAGAAAAUACACUUUAAUGGCCAUAAGUUUUACAAAUAUAAUGACCAUUACUUUUAAAGUACAAAAACUGUUCAGAGAUCAACAUAAUUGUAAUGGCCAUUAUGUUUUUACAAACUAAAGUGUAAUGGCCAUUAUAUAUAUACAGGUAUACAAAAUUAAUGGACCUACAUGUAACCAUUACAUGAGACGCAUUCAGAAAAUUUAGAAAAUGCAUUUUACCACUUAUUUUCAUCAAAGUUCGUCAUGAACUGUAUCACUAUGCAUGUUUGACAAUAUCCUUGUACUUGCAGUCCUUCCAUUAAAAAUUGCAUUCAAAUUGAUCCAUCAUUUGUUUCAAAUUUAUAAAUGCUUCAAAAAUGGGUAUUGUACACAAUCAUGUCGACCCAAAAUCCUUUUAAUAUUCUUCAGAUACAUGUAAGAGUGAUUUAUGUUCAUUAUUGCAUUAAUUCUCAAUGUACAUAUGAUGUGUGGUUGUACAAUUUAGAUAAAUAGGCAAUACAAUUUAAGAAAUGGCAAAGCUGUUUGAAUAUAAUGUACACUAUGUAAAUUUAGGUCACAUGCAUGGUGAUUGGUUUUAAGUUAAUUCUUACCUAUAAACAGGUUGACAUACUUCCAGAGUUGAAUAAAUCAUUUCCUGGUAGUCUUGUAUUAAUCAUGAACCAGGUAUUAAAGAUAAAUACUUCCCUUCAUUUGUAAAAUAACAUGUUCAUCUGUGUGAGAAAAGCCUCAUGGCUGCCAUGUAUUGGAACUCUCCUGCUUGAAGUUAUUGGGCGGGAAAAAUUUGGCGGGAAAAUUUGGCGGGAAAUUUGAAGUUUUCUUAUUGUAAAGGGGUUUAGUAAGCCUAUACAGUUUCCUUAUUCUUCUUUAAAGCUAACAACAAAAUUGUAAUAUAGACAUGGAAUUAAACAAUAACAAUAUAAUAAAAAAUAAGAUACUGAAAUAAUACAUUAAUUUAAGGCCAACAAUUCAUGGUAGUAUAUUGAAUAUUGUCAUAAUUAUGUAUUACAAUAUGAUGUGAUGAUAUUUGUAACAAUUGUAAUGGCCAUUACAUGAAAAAAAUGUUACUUAUGAGGAAUUGCACAUCAGAAUAAAAAAAUGUAAUGGCAUUACAUAAAGGCACUAUUCAGUAAUGGCUAUUGCAUUAUGACCAUAAUUUGUUAUGGUCUUUAAAUGGAAAAUGUAAUGGGCAUUACAUGAAGGUACAAAUAAGUAAUGGCCAUUACAUUGUGACCCUAAUUUGUUAUGGCCAUUAAAUGGAAAAUGUAAUGGGCAUUACAUGAAGCUACCAAUAAGUAAUGGCCAUUGCAUUGUGAUUAUAAUUUGUUGUGGGUAUUAAAUGGAAAAUGUUAUGGGAGUACAUAAAAUCCACAGUUAGUAAUGGCCAUAACAUUAUGAUGACUCCACUCUAAUGGCCAUUACAAACAGAAUAAAGGCCAUUAAAAAAAUACAAAACAUGAAGUAAUGGCCAUUAUUUUGUUAAUGACCAUUACAAAGAAAAUAUUAAUAGGAAAGUAAUUGAAAUUUAGAAAAAUAAUGCCCAUUACAUUACUUAACUCCAGGUUUGUCCCAAAAAAGGAAACGAGAAAUAAUGGCCAAUUUUAAUGGAAACAGUGUUUUUAAUGGGUUUGUAAUGGGUUUGUAAUAGAUUUGUAAUGACUUUGCUGGGCAGUAGUGUAAAACACCAAAAAUUUCCAAGCAGUUUUGUUGUUAGAAUGAUCUGAAGCGAAUCUGAAGUAAUAAAGAAAAAGGAUGUGUAUGCUGUGCUGUGGAUAUGUCCGAGACAUAUGUUGGUGUAAACCACACAUGCACUUGACUGCUGCUUUAAAGAGUGGUCUAAAAUUGAUGCAGCAAAAAAUUUUGCUGGAAAACGAAAAAAAAAAAUCUUUUUCCUUCAUGGACCUGUUUUAAAGACAAAAUGUUUCUCAAAUAGACAAACUAUAAUGUUGGAAGGAAAUUUCGAGGCAUGUUUAAGGUAUAGACUUGUACCAAAUUCAUUGAGCUGUUAUUGUCUUUUGAGUGUCAGAAAUUUUUGAUGUUAAUGCUCUCAUCCCUCUCUGCCUCCAUGGACCGACCCAUAUCAAAGAGAGGGACAGUCUAUUUAAGUGACAUGGGGGAGGGGGAAGGUUCUGAUAGUGAUCAUUGUUAGCGUAGCAUACAUGGUGCUCAUUUGUUAUGGAUGUUCUUGUUGAUGUUUAUGUAUUGUGAUAAAAUCAUUGAUGUUGACAGUUAGCAAAACUCGGGACUUAUUGAGGCCAAUAAUCAAAGAUCGUUCGAUUGGUUGACAAUCUGUGAUUGUCGGUGUUAUGUAAUGAAGCUGAAAGUUUCAGAAAGAUAUUAUUGAAUAAAUCCUGUAGUCUAUAUAUACUUGUUGAUAUAUGUUUUUAAUGAUUUAGACAUUGUUUAGGCACAGUGUUAGAUUAGAAGAGCCCAUGAUUUCCUUCUAUAUACAAGCCAUCAUAUGUUAUUUGCCUGGUAAGGUAGGAAGGGUGUCUCAUCCAUUUCAUACUGUAUACAUGCCUCUCUGAAGUCAUUUUCCGUUAAAGUACAUGCAAAGCAUCCAAAAUGUUAAUGCUGAAUACAUAACUUGCCGAGUGGUUAAGGUGUCCUGACACUUUAUCACUAGCCCUCCACCUCUGGGUUGCGAGUUCGAACCUACGUGGGGCAGUUGCCAGGUACUGACCGUAGGCGGGUGGUUUUUCUCCGGGUACUCCACCUUUCCUCCACCUCCAAAACCUGGCACGUCCUUAAAUGACCCUGGCUGUUAAUAGGACGUUAAACAAAACUAAACCAAACUAAACCAAACAUAACUUGUAAGUUGUUUUCCUGUUAAAUUCAAAUUUUCUCUACUAUAUUGAUAAUGUUAUUUUAAAGUGUAAUCCUCAGUAGGGAAAGAGAAGUAUUUGAAAUAAGUUCUUUAUAGUUGCAGUUAAAUAUUAACACAACAAAAAGACAAAUAGGUUCCUGUUUACGAUCAGGAUGGAAUCCAAGUAGUGUUGUUUCAGGAAUAUGAAGCAAAUGGUGAAUACAUUUCUUUUGUAUAUAGUAUAUACAUAUAAUUCUUUGCUGAAAUGAAGUAGAAUUGUAAAACAAAUGAGAACUCUUCUAUGUUAGAGAUACAGAAAAGUGAAGGGACGUUCUAAUUUAAUUAGAACUCUCCUAUGUUAGAGACACAGAAGAGUGCUGAGACGCUCUACCUUAAUUAGUACUCUUCCAUGUCAGAUAUACAGAAAAGUGCAGUGAGUCUUUACCUUAAAUAUAUAGAACUCUUCACUGACAGAGAUAUAUAAGCAUUGGCAUUCGUUACUUGAAGUCUGCAUAUUUUACUUUAUUUUUUUUAUUUUUCACAAUACACGUAUAUUAUUGUUUGUUAGUUUUUAUGCUGAUCAUCAUUUGAGCAGCUUUUGUUCUGAAUGACAACAUAGUACUAUUAAGAUUCAGAACAUUUACUUAUCAUUAAGGUUUGAAACCUGUUCAAUGAAGGAUUUUAUUUGUAGAGGGGUCUUUCUUGAUCUUUAUAUUGUAGGUUUAAAUUUGUCAAUAGCUGUGCAAUUAUUAGACUUAUCUGGAAAGAAUUAGGGUCGAUUGGCAGCCAUCUUAAAUUUGCCCUCUGUUUUGAAUACAGAAAUCAUGCUGUAAAACUGGACUCUAAAGCCACUCGAGGGAUCAGAGCAAGGUGGCAUUUUAAGGCAGAUGUCCUUUAUAGGCAGUUGUUCUUUAUAUUCAGGUGACAUUUACAGACAUAAAAUGGUCUUAAUUGGGAGGUUAGCUUUAUAAAUAACAACCUAUAUGGGCAGGUAGUCUUUAAAGCCAUGUGGUCUUUACAGACAGGUGGUCUUAAUAGUCAGAUUGUCUUUAUAGACAUGUGAUCUUACUAGACAGGUGACCUUUAUAGACAGAUGGUCUUUAUAAACAGAUGGUCUUUAUAGACAGAUGAAUUCUAUAGCCAGAUGGUCUUUAUAGACAGGUGGUCAUAUAGAGGUGGCCCUGAUCUCCCAAUAAGUUGGGUCUAUAUCCAUUCUAAUACCCAAUCUCUGUACCCAGAUUACACAGAAGAUCCCUCUUAAUAAUUAUUUUAAUUACAACGUUUAAUGUGUUUGCAGGGUGUUUAACCUAAAUUCUGUUGAAAAUCAUUUCUGAAGUUAACACUUAUUUAGUGAGUUCUGUCUGUGUAAAUGGCAAUUUACAAAUUAUCUUGAGUAAAUUAUAACAUGGAAACUGAUGGUGAAUACUGACCUAGAUUCUAUAAAUACAUUUUUGAUAUAAAUUGUAUUUUAUUUCAUUUUCAUUAUACAUGUUUAUAUUUGAUCUGCCAGUCAGAUGUAUUUAGAAAUUUAUAUAAUUUUUGGGAUUAUUUUAUUCGUGGAUAGACACUGUCCCGAGUAUUAACAUGUGAAUUAAUUAAAUGUUGGAAUUGAUCAUGCACAAGAUCAGGUAACAAUAUUUACUAAAAAAAAAAUUAAGAACUGUUUAAUAUUUCUUUAUGGCUUGUUUGUUAUUGUUUUUUGAAAGCUGACAUUUUUUUUGUAGAUACAUGUACAUGAAGUUUGUGUAAUAUCACUUUAUGAGCAGGAGACUGGUCUUGACCUGAUAUGAGCUGGUGAACUUUGACCUCAUAUGACAAGAUGAACUUUGACUUUAUGAACUGGAGAAUGUUGACAUGAUAUGACCUGUAUGCUGUUGAACUUUGACCUCAUAUGACCUGAGGAGCUGUGACCUAAUAAUUUUGACCUGAUCAAUGAUGAGGUCCUUUGAUCUGGUGAACUUUGACCUCAUAAGAUAUUUUGAACUAAUUUAUUUAAACAUAAGUUUAAAAAUCUGGAAUUGUAAAAUGUUUGUCAAAAUAAUGGAAAGACAAACCCAGAUAUCAUUUUUACCUUAUUAGCAGCAUUUGUCAUUUUGACCUUGAAGGUUUAUGCUGUCCAGUGAUAUUUGGUAUGUAGGAUGAUGCUUUCAUUGAAAGUCCAUCAAUCAAAUAAGAGGUCUUGACCACCUUUCGAAACUUUCAAAUCUAUGUUUCAAAAAAGCUUCUUCAUGCCAGUAGGCAAGUUAACCAUUCUGAAAUAAAUUAUCGUAUGCAUAGAUAGAGGACUUGCAUAUUUGUCGCCUGUUUUAAUCUGUCAAUGUUCCAUCUACAAAAUGUCAUGAGACCUGCGCCCAGUUGUUUAAAAGGUGAUUAGCUUAAUCAUUAGUGAAAAUUUCAUUUCUCAUUUGUUGAAAAACCUGUUUGUAUAUCGUCUUGAAUUUUGCCAGUUGGGAGAGAACUAUGAAUCAUAUGAAACACAGAGUUUCAUAAAGUUUUGUUAAGUUAGUUCUACCAGAAUUAUUAUAUCAGGAUUUGAAAAAUGUUGUUAAAAUGUGAUUAGCCUAAUCACCUUUUGAGCAACUGGGCCCUGAAGAUACCAGGCUUCAUAAUGUUUUCUUUGCUGUCGACUUGAAAGAAAAUGAUGUUAACUUUUAAAGAAAUUAUUAGCCAAUUUCAAAAUCGCCUAAUAUGUUGAUUUAUUAAGGCCAUUUAUUCAUUGUAUACAAUGCUGUUGAGAUUUUUACGUUUAAAAUAUUUUUGUUGCUCUUUAUAAAAUCAAAUAAAAUGUAGAAAAUGUUCUACUUACCAUUAACACUAGUAUAUAUAUGAAAUAGUUCGCAACACUGAUAUGAUAUUUGUUCUUCCAAUUGAACUGUAAAACAGAAGAUGCUACACAACCCGUCUUGCCAAAAGGUGGUUUACCAGUUGUUUAGUGGUAUGUGUCCUAUGUGGAAAUAGUAUCUUGCUGUUUGUGUCAAAUGUCGAAAUAAAUCUCGUAUAUAUUAUGUCAUAACA